AAAAAGCUUCGUGAAAGUAUCAAUCGCGGUUAUGAAAGGCUUCAAAACCUGAUUCACUUUGGGUUUGCCAUGAGUAAGGCAGACAUGUUACAGAAUGCUGCCUCUCUUUUAGAAAAUCAACAAAAUAAGAUAUCUAUAUUAUUAGCAGAAAACAUUUACCUUGUUGAACUCGUUGAAAAAUUAAAAAACUACUAUAAUAAUUAUAUUCGUCUGAAUGAAGAACUUGAUGAGAAAAAAAUUGAAAUCGAUCGUCUGAAUUUAAAACUUGAUGAGAUGGAAGA
Molecule: messenger RNA, 281 nt
Organism: Racocetra persica
Lineage: Eukaryota; Fungi; Glomeromycota; Glomeromycetes; Diversisporales; Gigasporaceae
Source: the annotation of a GenBank genome assembly